Stegostoma tigrinum is the source of this 2235-nucleotide messenger RNA. Its product is annotated as fat storage-inducing transmembrane protein 1-like. Gene Ontology annotation, biological process: lipid storage; lipid droplet organization; phospholipid biosynthetic process. The coding region runs from base 255 to 1256 and encodes 333 amino acids. The transcript is spliced from 2 exons. Lineage: Eukaryota; Metazoa; Chordata; Chondrichthyes; Orectolobiformes; Stegostomatidae. The record is from RefSeq and is a predicted model, not a curated record. Gene Ontology annotation, cellular component: endoplasmic reticulum membrane.
UUGGAGCAAGAGGAGAGAACACGGGCAGGAGAACUGCGAGCCUGUGGGAAGGAAGUUAGCAGAGAGACCAAUUAUUGGGAGCUAGCGAUGAGAAAGUGAGGGGCUCGAGACGUAGAGAGGGAGGAUUAAGCAGGCAUGCACAGAAUGGAUAGAGAGAAAGGGAAUGUGAAAUUAGCUGAGACGGAGAGAAAGAGGGCAGGAGAUUCUGUGCAUUAGCAAUCCUCCUCCAUUUGCUGGGCUGGUUUAUCUCGGAGAUGGAGCUGAUGGGGUGGUGGCGUUUUCUUCGCUCCUGUACGGUAGUGGAGCGAGAAAAAUGCAGGAUGAUUGUUUGGGACAUCGUCGUGUUUGUGAGCGACCAGAUUGCCUUGUUGCUUGGAAGCCGGAUCGUGCGCAGUUAUUAUCACUUGUGGCUGGCCUUGUUGGUUGUUUUUGGGCCUUUGCUCCAGUUUUACAUCAGCCCCAGAGUCAUCUUCGCCAAUAAAAGGAACUACUUCAAUGUGCGGCUCGUGGAGUGCUGCUGGUCAUGGACGGUGCUGUUGGCAGGGGGCUACAUGUUACUGCUGAGCUCGGGGCCAUCGGGCAGCCCACUCCCAGCCCUGAGGCCCCUCAGCCGCCUGGUGGUGGGGGCAGGCCUCCGUCUGCUCUGUGCCCGUGCCUUCUCCUGGAUCGAGGAGGUGACUGGAUCGUGCUUCGAGCCUGCAGCGCGGGGCCUGCUGCUGCUGGUGGAGGAGGAGGCAGGAGGUGAGGCCGGAGCCUGGGCCUGGGCCAGAGCCGGGAGCUGGGGCAUAGCAGGCCGCCGGGCUGCAUGCCUCCUGGAGCCGGGCCGCCUGUGGCGGGGCUAUGAGCUGUCAGGGGACACCUUCGUGCUCUGCUUUGCCUCGCUGGUGCUGGCCGAGGAACUGUCGGCCUUCCAAAGUUAUCUGAGCAGUGGGCAUGUGGCCUGCGGGCCUCUCCGCAUACUCUUCCUGCUGGCUGCCACCUUCCUGCUGCUCUGGAAUGGCUUACUGCUGCUCUCCGUUACCUUCUUCCACCGAUACUCACAGAAACUGGCAGCUGCUGCCAUCGCCCAGCUCGCCUGGCACCUCACCUAUCGCCGCUGGUACCAGUGCUCCUGGUCUCCAGGCUAUCCAGGGCAAGGCAUCACCCGUGUGGGGCUUGGCCCAUACCCCGGGCCUGGGCGCUGCGUGUGCGGCGCGACCCGCAGAACGAGUUAUACCUGGGACCCAUCUUCCGACACUCUCCUGUACCGGGAAUGAGGCCCCAGUCCUCCCCUUAGCCCAGGGCCCAGGACCCCAGAGACACCAAGGGGUCAGAUAUCAACACCCCAACCCCUCACACAACAUUCACCCUCCCACACUGCAGCACUCCCUCAGCACUCACCCUCCAACACUGCAGCACUCCCUCAGCACUGACCCUCUGACAGUGCAACACUCCCCCAGCACUGACCCUCCAACUUUGCAGCACUUCCUCAGCACUGACUCCCCCCAACAGUGUGGCGAUCCCUCAGCACUGACCCUCCGAUAGUGCGGUGAUCCCUCAGCACUGACCUUUCGACAGUGCGGCACUCCCUCAGUAUUAACCCUCCAACAGUGAGACGCUCCCUCAGUAUUAACCCUCCAACAGUGAGGCACUCCCCCAGUAUUAACCCUCCGAUAGAACGACUCCCUCAGCACUGACCCUCCGACAGUGAGGCACUCCCUCAGCACUGUCCCUCCGACAGUGCGGCACACCCUCAUCACUGACCCUCCGACAGUGCAGCACUCCCACAGCACUGACCCUCCGACAAUGCCUGCUCCCUCAGCACUGACCCUUCGACAGAGCAGUGCUUCCUCAGUACUGACCCUCCGACAGAGCAGUGCUCCCUCAGUACUGACCCACCGACAAUUCAGCGCUCCCUCAGUUCUGACCUUCUAAAACUGCUUGUUUCUUUAUUAUUGACACUGCUUUGAGGAGUUACUGGUCAUGUCCUUCCAGAAGAGUUUGCCAAAAACUUGGAAAAGGUACUUAAAGUUGAGUUCAUUGGAGCUGAGAUCCUGAUAAGUCCAGGAAGUAGCUCUCUGCAGAUUAAUUCUCAACAUUGGACAUACUCGUGGCUUAAAACUACUUGUGUUUAUUGUAAGGGCUGUGGUGUGUGCUGUGUAUGAGUACUGUUUGGACAUUGUACCAGUGUGCGUUUUGGGUACUAUACCAAAGCUGUUCUGCUACUUUUUCAAUUUAUAAAGGAUUGUGUAGGGA